GUCAGUGAGUGCAGCAGAGGAGAGAGGAGCGCGAGAUUUCACCGCGAACGCUUCACUCUCUACAAACCUGUAAAUCCCGGACCGGAAUCCAUGGACAGAUUGGACUGGAUUUGGUUUUCUGUUAUCAACCAUGUAAAUGUCUGGGUCUAAAAUGUGCCUGAAUGAAUCACAGUCUGGGCAAAUGCAAGUGGCAGCCGACAGAGCCGGACUCUGCUGGUGCAGUGUGAGGAGAGAAUUGAGUCAUUGUGAUCAGGGUGUGCUGGAUCUGACCCUGGCCACAACACGGACACGCGAGUGUGAAAUCCAGUUGAAAGGGUCGCAUGGCUGAAGCUGCAAUAUAAAGUAAAGAUGCUCAUCAUUCAGCGCUCGACUUGCAAGAAUCAGAAACAGGUUCAUGAGUGUGGAAAAGUAUAACAGAGUGGCAGGCAGGGGGGGGACUGACUGCAUCCAGGCAUGGUGGACCACAGAAGACGAGAUCCGAGGAGCCACACAGCAGGAGAGGAAGGUGAGGAUCGGAGCAUCUGCCAUUUUGAAAGGCGACCCGUCUUAUUGUUCGCCGACAGAGUUUGGCGGAACAAAACAGUGACAGUAAACAAGAAACGCCCUUUGCAUUCGGGGUGUUGAAUAGCCAAAAAGGGGACCAGAAGCAACAGAAAAGGAAGUGUCACUUUACAUGAAAUGCAUCAGUUGGAUGAAAGCAGAGUCUGCUUGUAGUUUGUAAACGUAGUCUGACGCCGCUCAAGUGGAAAUUAGUUUCAUUUGGUAAGAUCAAAGAACUGCAGCUCAUCUUUUUUUUCGAGAUACAGCUGGAAAUUAAAAACGUCAAAGAUGAUUCUUCAAAGUUAUUAGAAUAUAUUGUGAACAAAAUUGAAAGUAGUCAGACAGAUGUGGUAUAAAUAAAGCAGAGACCCAUUAAUGAAUGGAAAAGAUUCAUAGUGGAGCUUUGAAGCCUUGGCUUGUUGAAAUCAAAGGCCUGAGAGCUAAAAAUGAUUAUUAGUUUUUGUUUUUUGUGUGCUCUCCAUAUCUCUGAGAGAAACAAAUUUGGUCAGUUAAGCUCCGGCUUGGAAAAGGACAACAGCCAAUGCAGCAUGUUCAAGCUGCCCCCCUACUGGGCGGCCCAUGAGCCUGUCGAUAUGGUGCUUUUUUGAUGUUGGAUGGGAAAUAAGAACCCCCCACAACAAACACAGAGAGGGGCUGGAAGAGAAAAAGAGAGGGCAGAAAGGGAAGAACCAUCGACAGAUGGACUUUGUUGUGAUUAAAGAUGGCGGCACUCUUGACUGCAGACUGCGAAGGACUACAGACGAUCCAUAGAAAAGCGGCGGGAGCUGUCUGCGAUCCAGCACAACAAAACCGAGAAGAACACAGCGAGGUGAACCAGCAGGAACAAAUGGAGAGCACUGGUGGUCUAUCAUGGCGCCACAGGAACUUCCAUUUCAUGGACAUGACAGGGACAUUAUCUAUCCUGCAGACCAAUGUUUUUAAUGACUGCAAAAUGGAAACUACAAUAAAUGGACUUACAGCAGGAGGGUGCAUGAGGAGGACAAUCACACUCAAGGAGAUAUUUGGUACUGGUGUACGUAGAGGUCUGGAUCUAAUCGUUGUGUGGUGUGUGCUCCACGGGGACGUGGUCUGCGGAUGCUGGGACUAUGAGUGUCAGCGACAAAAAGGGCUACCUAUCAGACCUGGCAGGCAGCUUCAAUGAGGAUGCUCCAAGACCUCCAGUACCAGGGGAGGAAGGUGAGCUGGUGUUUAGUGAUGGACGCCAGUGCUGUAACUUCUCCUCAAAGAAUGAGAGCCUCAAAUGUGAGGCUUCGGUGGCUAUGCCAAGGAGACCGGACUUGGACCUGGGUUAUGAGCCGGAGGGCAGCGCCUCUCCGACCCCACCCUACUUAAAGUGGGCCGAAUCUCUUCACUCCCUCCUGGAUGAUGAGGAUGGUAUCCAUCUGUUUAGGAUGUUCCUCAAGCAGGAGGAGUGCGUGGACAUGCUGAACUUCUGGUUUGCGUGCAGUGGCUUCCGCAAACAAGAAGCUAAUGAGGGUUACGAGGAGAAGAAGGUGAAGCUGGCGAAGGUCAUCUAUAAGAAGUUCAUCUUGGACAACAAUGGGAUUGUCUCCAGACAGAUCAAACCAGCUACUAAGUCCUUCAUCAAAGACUGUGUGAUGAAGCUUCACAUUGACCCUGCGAUGUUUGACCAGGCUCAGACCGAGAUACAGACUAUCAUGGAGGACAACACCUACCCUUUAUUCCUCAAGUCUGACAUCUAUUUGGAAUAUACACGAACAGGUGGUGAGAGCCCCAAGCUGCACAGCAAUCAGAGCUCUGGUUCUGGCAAUGGAAAAGGGAUGUCGGGGUACUUGUCGACUGUGAUUGAAGGUGAGGAGUGGAGAUGUGACCACGAGUCAGAGGAGCAGCCCCCGUGUGACCCCACACCGAGCAGCCGGCUUACCCAGGAGCUGCUCAUGGAGACGGCACCACAGCGAGUUGCCAGCAGUGCAAGAUUCCAGGACAACCACGAGUACAGGCACACAUCAUGUCGGGAGUCCAUCAACCCUUACUUUAUCAACACCAUUGAUACUAUGGCUCCUGCCACCAGUGCCAACGACAGCGAGCAGCAGAGUAUGUCCAGUGACGCAGACACAAUGUCCCUCACCGACAGCAGUGUAGAUGGGGCGCCACCCUACAGAUACCGCAAACAGCAUCGCCGGGAGAUGCACGAAAGUGCCAAAGCAAAUGGGCGAGUGCCACUACCUCAUAUCCCACGCACAAACCGGAUUCCAAAGGACAUUCAUGUGGAGCCGGAGAGGUUUGCUGCAGAGCUGAUCAACAGACUGGAGGCCGUGCUGCAGGAGAGAGAGGAUCAAGCAGAACUGGAGGAGCGACUGAAGAGAGUUCAGUUGGAAGAGGACGGUGAUGAGCUUGUCAUGUCCACAGCCACAGCAUUCGCCGGUCACAGGUUUCCCCCUGGUGUUUAUCCUCAGAAUUACAACGCUCGCUAUGCAGACAUCACCUACAGUGGUGCUUUACCGAGGGACGCUCACGAGGAGAACCCCGAGAGCAUCCUGGAUGACCACGUGCAGCGGGUCAUGAAGACUCCCGGCUGCCAGUCGCCCAGAGCAGGUCGCUAUUCGCCCAAGUCGCGCUCACCCGACAGUUUCCCGGGAGGGAAAGCAACGGCACUUGGAAUGUCUCUGUCAUCAAGCCAGGGCAAACAUCCGUCCAGGCACGGGCCGAAGGGAGAAUCCAGUCACCUGUACCACCACAAACACAUGCAUCAUACCCACCAUGCGGGCACUGGGAAGCCCAGAGAGCAGGUGGAGGCUGACGCAGCCGUGCGUGUGCACGGCAGCUUUUCCUGGGGCGCGGAGACGAGUCAUUAUGCAUCAAAGUCUCGCAGCUAUGCAGAUGGCAUGGGAUCUAACCCCAUUGAGCAUACAGGUAGCAAAGGUGGCUUGCACUGUAAAAGAGUGUACAAGAAAGGUGAGGACAUGCGGCCUUAUGACAUGCUGGGCUCUGGAGAGGACGUGGAGAAAAACCACAAGAUCCUUUUGUGGCUGAUGGAGGGACAGAAAGAGAUGGUUCAACAUAAGAGGAGCGCGUACGGGAGUACCACUGGGUCCAAGAGGACCACAGGCCACGAGGGCUCGUUGUACCCGUGCGUCAGCAGCACGCAGCUGCGGAACAACGUGCAGCCAUCGCACCCUUUCAUCCAGGAUCCCACCAUGCCACCCAAUCCAGCCCCCAGCCCCCUCACCCAGCUGGAGGAGGUUUGCCGGCGUCUUGAGGAGGAGAAGAUAAAGUCUGCUGUUUUACAGCCCAAACAAAGACAUAAAACCACUAAAAAGACGACAUGUGAAAACACCGUUGUGGCGUAUUACUUCUGUGAAGAGCAGAUACCUUACAGGACGUCCGUCAAAGGCAGAGUCGUCACCCUGGGCCAGUUUAAAGAACUGCUAACAAAGAAAGGAAACUACAGGUAUUAUUUCAAGAAGGUGAGUGACGAGUUUGACUGCGGCGUGGUGUUUGAAGAAGUACGUGAGGACGACGCUGUCUUGCCCAUCUUUGAGGAGAAGAUCAUUGGCAAAGUUGAAAAGAUUGAUUGAAGUGCGUGUUUGAGAAGAAGGAGUGGAAACUCUGCGAUGGAGCGAGGAGCGAGUGGACGAGGAAGAGGAAGAGGAAGUGUUUUUAGGUAAAAGAAACGCCAGAGGGAAAGUAAUGCAGUAAAGGAGAGGAAGAGCAAAGUGACGUCGGGCCACAGAUGUUUAAAAAGAUGAAUGACGAACAAAAAGUGCUACUAAAAAGCUACAUAUUUUUGAUAUUGCGUAUCAGAGGUCAGAGGUUGUCCUUUCUAAAUUGUUCACACUUGUAAUUUUUUAUAUGUAUUGGUACCAGAUUGUGUACAGUGUGUUAAAAGAUAACAAAAUUUUAUAUCUAUUUAAGUAUUUAAAAAUGCUCAUUUUGAAGACGAUCGAAAAUAAUCUAUAGGGCUGAUUAUUAUUUUAUUUUAUUUUGUUUUAUUAUUUGUUUUUCUUUCUUUGUUCAUAGUCAGGACGUGAUUAUUUUAAUACUUUAUUCAACCGAACUUUAUUUUGUAGCAUUGAGCCAGGCUGUACUCGCGUCGCGUUACAUAACCACUGACUGCAACAUUUCUCCUGCAGAGUCAUAAAACAGUACAUUUGUGAAGCUUAAGGUCACUUUUUGGUGAGAAAUAAUAACAUAUUCAUAAUAAUGAUCUAAUAAUGUUUAUACAUUGAAGUUGGUGUCAUACCUUAGGCUUGCAAUAAUGUACACGACACAGGUUAUGCUUAUAUUUCUGGUUUAGUUGUAGGCGAUUCUGUUCAUUUACGCACAUUUAAGUUCUUCACGGCAUAUUUGACCCAGCGCAACACACGAUGCAGUGUUAAUAAUAAUUCGAAUGAUUAUUAUAAUAAUCAGGGUUCCCACACCUUUUCUGGACAUCAAAUUUAAGGACUUUCCAGGAUUAAAUUCCCUCAGAUUCAAGGGCCGUAUGUGCUGACACAUUUAAAGAUGUAAGAACCACUUCGUCCAUGGCGUCCACUUUUGAUUUUGAAGCACGCUCUGCAUAUGGACAAGUGAUUGUCUUUGGGGUUUUGGACGAGUCGGUCAUUGUAAUUUGUCUUUGGGGAGACAGAGAUCUUUUAAUGGCAUCAUUGUUUUCUGUCUUGCUUUACGUUACUCUCUCAUUGUUCU
Messenger RNA from Solea solea (common sole), 5208 nucleotides. It is a transcript of the gene axin1, whose product is annotated as axin 1. The transcript has 14 exons. The record is from RefSeq and is a predicted model, not a curated record. Gene Ontology annotation, biological process: negative regulation of canonical Wnt signaling pathway. Lineage: Eukaryota; Metazoa; Chordata; Actinopteri; Pleuronectiformes; Soleidae. Bases 1647 to 4100 code for a protein of 817 amino acids.